Molecule: messenger RNA, 1827 nt
Organism: Centropristis striata (black sea bass)
Lineage: Eukaryota; Metazoa; Chordata; Actinopteri; Perciformes; Serranidae
Product: B-cell receptor CD22-like
Exons: 8
Coding region: 1-1239 (412 amino acids)
Source: RefSeq, a predicted model, not a curated record
AUGUAUGUAGGUGAACCUGUGGAUCUGACAACAGACUCAGAAUACAAAGGUCGUGUGCAGUCCAGUUGUUCUAAUAACAUCUGCACUCUGAGAAUCUCAGACCUCAGAAAGAGCGACGCAGAUGUGUACAAGUUCAGGUUCUUUACAAACCAACCAGGUGGGAAAUACACUGGUUCACCUGGAGUCACUUUGACUGUCACAGGUGUCUAUGGUAAAAACUGCAACAGACUGACUUACACUGACAAAAGAAUCUGUGCCUCCAAAGGCUCUUCAGUGAAAAUAUCUUGCACGUACAACAAGUACAAUUAUGGUGAUGCAUCAACAUUCUGGUUCAGGAAGAGUCCAUUACAACCUGAGAACCUUGUGGUAAACUCUCAGUAUGCAGGUCGUGCUGAGGUUGAAACAGUGAGAGGACGCUCCACUCUGACAAUCUCUGAGCUGACAGAGAGCGAUUCAGCCGAGUAUCACUUCAUAUUCAAAACACCAAGCUCUGAAUGGAGCAGUUCACCUGGUACAACUCUGACUGUCACAGAGCUCCAGGUGCAGGUGAUCAGAGUCUAUCAGUCCUUUACAGACCUGAAGUGUCACAGCAGCUGCAGUCCAGCUGGUCGUUCUUCCUUCAUCUGGUUCAAGAAUGGAGAGAAAUUCAGAGAGGGAGAGACAAUUUCUUAUAGUGGCUGGUUUAAUUCCAGAGACGACGUCUCUUGUGCUUUGAAAGGACACGAGGAGUUCCCCUCUCCUCCAGUGUAUGCUCCAAGACUUCCCUCUGUGUCAGUGAGUCCCUCUGCUGAGAUAGUGGAGGGCAGUUCAGUGACUCUGACCUGCAGCAGUGAUGCUAACCCAGCAGCUAACAUUACCUGGUACAAGGAGAAUGAAGACUCAGCAAAAGCAUCAGGACAGAUCUUCACCAUCACUGACUUCAGAGCUGAACACAGUGGGAAUUAUUACUGUGAAGCCCAGAACAGCAGAGGACGCCAUAACUCCACUUUACAUCUGACUGUUGCAGCAGUUGCAGGUUGGAUGAAAUCAGUCGCUGCAGGAUCACUCACUGCUAUUUUUCUGGCGCUCAUAUUCCUCGCUGUCUUCCUACUGAUCAGACGAAAGCGGUCACAACAAACCACCAAUCAGAGAGAGAGACCAGACAAUAAAGCUCAGUUGGACGAUUAUCCUGUGUACGAGAACAGGCCAAACGCUGCAGCACAGAGAGAGGACACAGAGGAGCAGGAAGACCUGGUGUGAAGAUGCAGCCAAACCAGAUGGAGACUCGCCUGAAGUGAACUAAUUUACCUUCAACUGCAAAAGUUUUAAUCGUCAGUUUUUUAGUAAGAUAGAAGAAGAUCUGAGCAGAAUUUAAGCCUUAUUUUAUACUCGUGCAGCGACAUUACAUAUGCUCAGGAUUGAACUUUGUAUGCAGAAUGUUAUUUUAGAUUUUAAUGCUAUUAUUUAUUACAGUAUCAUAUGACACCUGCAGAGAAAACAGACAUGCAAGCAAAUUAUUUAACAGCAUGUACAGUAUUAUUUGUACAAUAUAGUAUAUAUUAACGCUUCAAAGAAAAUAACUAAAGUAACGGUCACAGUUUGCUCAUUAGAACAUUUUCUCAGUAUUUUAAUGGCUGGUUGAAAUAAACAUCCAGCUUCAACAACAACUCUGCAGUCUGAACAUCAUGUCAUUUCUCUCUCACUGCUGCAGAGGGCCACAGUGUGCAGAAAGUUUUCCAUAAUAUAUAUAUAUAUAAUAUUUUUUGACUUGAGCUUUUAAAUGUUUCUUAUUAUUCAGAAUUUUAAAAAAUGUGUUUCUCAGCUGUGAAUGUGAAUUCAAUUGAAAUA